Messenger RNA from Oncorhynchus masou masou (cherry salmon), 1327 nucleotides. RefSeq names its product neuralized E3 ubiquitin protein ligase 2 (gene neurl2). Lineage: Eukaryota; Metazoa; Chordata; Actinopteri; Salmoniformes; Salmonidae. The transcript is spliced from 2 exons. The record is from RefSeq and is a predicted model, not a curated record. Gene Ontology annotation, biological process: intracellular signal transduction. Gene Ontology annotation, molecular function: ubiquitin protein ligase activity. Bases 250 to 1176 code for a protein of 308 amino acids.
GCACUAGGCUAAGGGGUAGUUGUGUGUUGCGAGUGUGUGUCUGCACAAUGACCAUGAAUUUACUACCAACUCUACUCAAAAUAAGGAAGACACCGUAAGAGCUUUGGAUAGAGGGCCACUGUACACCUUUUGUAUGGUUUCGGUUGGGAGUGUAUUAUUUGAUUCAGAUCCACAGGCAACAGGCCUACUCUUUAGGCAUAUCAUUUCCACUGAAGCAGCUGUAUCCAGUCCACCAAGUCACUUUGUGACAUGGAACCUUUACCUUUUCUUGACCAGUUUCAGGAAUUCCACCAUAUCCAUGGAACCAACGUGCGGCUAGACCCUACGGGGACCCAGGCUACCCGAGUGGAAAGCUUUGCCAACGGGGUGUGCUUCAGCAGAGAGCCGCUGAGUCCUGGGGAGAUCUUCCUGGUGGAGAUCGAGGAGAAGGAGCUGGGCUGGUGUGGCCACCUGCGGAUCGGGCUGACCGCCAGAGACCCUCUGACCUUCGAAACGGUGCCUGAGUACUCCCUGCCGGACCUCAUGGACCUGGGGGACAGCUGGGUGUUUGCUAUCACACGAAACCACAACCGGGUGGUGGAGGAGGAGGCUGUGGCGCCUGAGGGAGUGGGGGCAGGAGAUGGAGCGUUGGCCGGGGGUCAUAGGUUAGGGGAUGGUAGGGAAGAGGGAGGUAGGAGGCUACCUAGGCUGGGGGGUGGUGAUGUGGAAGAAGAAGCGAUUAAUCCCAAACCCAAGACGUUCUUCACAGACUCCCACCUGCACAUUGAGAAAGUUAAUAUCCCCAUGGACAAGCUGGUUGGUCGGAGUCGACCCGGACGCUACAGCCACAUCUUGGAUGACCUGUACAAGACCAAUGCCCUCCCCCCCACUGCCAGACGUAGUCGGAUAGGGGUGCUGUAUGUGCCCAAAGGACAGGGCCUGGCUGACAUGCAUGUUGUCAUUAACGGAGAGGAUAUGGGUGCAUCAGCUAAGGGCAUCCCAAUGCUUCAGCCUUUGUUUGCUGUGGUUGAUGUGUACUCUGCUACAAAGCAAGUUCGCAUUGUCCAGGUGGAAUAUGGAUUUUCCUCCCUGCAGACUCUGUGUAGAAAGUGCAUCCAGAAAAACAUAGUCCACAGGAUGGCUCUGGACUGGCUGGAACUGCCUGAGAGACUCAAACACUACUGCAAGUAUGAGUGACAGACAGCGCACUUUGGACUGAGCACCUCCUGAAGAAGCUUCUCACGAGAGCCGAACUUAAGAUCCAAGUGGUUUCUACAUUUCAGAAAAGAUAAAUGUACUUAAUGUGUUUAUAUUUUUGAGAUCUUCUUUACAAUGAAUCCCUGGUCUC